UAGUAUUUCUAUGCUGAAAAGGAAAGAGCAACGCUGGAACUUGGAAUAUUUAAAAAUAUUUACAAUACGUAGCUAAUACAAAGCUUGACAUCUCAGCAUCAUUUUGGACAUGCGCAACUACAAACAUGAGUAUUCAUUCAUGUUUAAAUACUCCGAUUACGGCAGUAGAUUUAUUGGAAUGCCCUACGACAGGGACUUUGAGAUAAUGUGGCAGCAGAUCGGUGAGGAGCUUCGUUCCAAACAUAACCGAUUUGUGGGCAUGCCCUUCGAUAGCGGAUUUGAACUGAUGUGGCGCCAAAUUAGAGAUGAUUUGAAGCGGGAUCAGGAGGUAAACGACUUUGCACUCGCCUUCCAGCGAGACUUAACCCUCUACGUUGAGGAGGAAGGGGAUGUCGGACCACUUGAGUCUUUUAUUGAACGCAGAUAAAAUAUAUUCAAUUUUAUUGAAAGGCAUGUUAUUGUUAAAAGUACGUAUGUAUGUCUAUUAAGUAUGCAUUGUAAAGAUUACGAUCGGUUUGGUUAAAAUAAUUUAUUGUUUUCGGAAUUGGUUUCAAAGUCGAAUGCGUCAAGCGGUUACUUGAAUUCGAUUGGAAAAAAGGUAAUAAAAAAGACUUAACAUAGUU
Molecule: messenger RNA, 623 nt
Organism: Drosophila takahashii
Lineage: Eukaryota; Metazoa; Arthropoda; Insecta; Diptera; Drosophilidae
Source: RefSeq, a predicted model, not a curated record